Messenger RNA from Cryptococcus deneoformans JEC21, 1942 nucleotides. RefSeq lists its product as hypothetical. Bases 880 to 1833 code for a protein of 317 amino acids. The record is from RefSeq and is a predicted model, not a curated record. NCBI's taxonomy places the organism in Eukaryota, Fungi, Basidiomycota, Tremellomycetes, Tremellales, Cryptococcaceae. The transcript has 3 exons.
GGGUAACUUUUUAAUAUCUUAUUGAUAUUCACAUAGCAUCUCAGCAAUAAAAAGAGCGAAGUAUGACCCUGUUCUCUCACACAAUCAAUUGUUUCAGCUCAGAUGUCCUGACCAAUAGCGCUUUCCCAUAACUUAACCACUGACGACUUCACUCGUGGAAUCGUUCUCAAAUCCGCUGACAUCAGCCCACAGGGCGCCGGGCCUCCGUAUUAGCGAUAACAUACACCCUACGAGUCUCACCUGCUAUAAGUAGCACGUCGGCUAAAACACUUGCAUAUCUUCACACACGCGUGCCGCCUGAAAUAGUCAACAAGGCGACGAAAGGGAUUCUAGCAUCUAAUAACAUACAUCUAUCGUCAUGGGCCUUUGGAAAGGACCUUCCUUUGGACAGUUCGGAAUUGAAUACUCUCAUCGCUUAACUGCCAGAAAUGCAAGACGUAAUUUUCUUUCGUUCCCUUCCCUAAUCCUCCUGUGGAGUUGACAGCUUACUGUUUCGACACAAGACAUGCACCAUUUUAACCUGAGUCUCACCACAGCGCUACUCCACCAUCCACUCUCCCCAUUCCCUCGCCAGCGACCCACCUCACCCCCAACGUUUGGUCCACAUUUCCCCUCUCACACUGCUCCUCGCUCGUCUCACUCUUCCGGCAACUCGGCAAACCGUCGUGAGACAAGCAUCCGGAUAUGACGUCUACGGUCCACUUUCAUGUUUCGACUUUCACGUUGCGGCUGUCACUAAACACCAGGAUCAAAUGACAAGGAGAUAAUAAAAGCGUGGACACCGACGAAAGGUAUAAAAGCAUAAUGGUAUGACCAUUCGCCGCCAAGCCAUAUCACCUUCUCUAAAGUUGCAGAACUAUUAUACAAGAGACUGCGACAAUGUUCGCUUCACAGCAGAAAGACCUCUCCUCUUUUACCAAGCCAACAAGCACAACAACUUCGACGCAGCCAUAUACUCAGGGAGAAGUCUGGCAUACCAAACCCAGUUUGAUCGGACGCAUAAACGAGUCGAUUAAAGACGCUGUGACAAGCAAGAAUAGAGAGGACAUCCUCUCGCAUGAGGAGAAACACCAAGGUACAGCCGAGACAAAAUCCGAGUUUGGAGAGCCUCUAAAAGAACCCUCUGGACCCUCCUCAAAUGCAACGCAAUCUUCAAUACACUCGCCUCCUCAUCCCAUUCCAUCACUCUCCACCGAUGUUGCUUCUCCGUCCAUAUCUCUCUCAGCCCAUCCGCUCCCUUCUUCAUAUUCAACUUCUCAAACUAUAAGUCUUUUCCCUCAAAACAAUGGUGAACAUAUCCAACACAAGGAACGGACCAUCCCCCUUCAUGCACCGCGUCCCGGAUUUUCAAAAUCUUCCAUCCUCGCCGAUAAACUCUGUCCAUUACUAAAAAGUAGUGCAAGUUUCGAAGGUGAUACUGGUACGACCGUUGAUAUGGAUGUUACGGCUGAAAAGGGAGAAGAGGAGCAGGAUAUUCAUGGAAAUGAUGAUGCCAGCGACAAAUCAACGUCCAACGAGGGACCCCACAGGCCUCUACCCUCCCGUUCAACCUCCAUUGCCACAGAGCGGUCUUCCCCCGAACUAUUCUCACCCUCGGAAACUACUUCUCUUGCUGCUGUGCUUUCUGAUCCUGGUACAAUCUCGCCAUUUGGUCCUCCCUUCGUUCAUUCAUACGGGUAUGGUGGUGGGAAUUCUCCGAGAUUUGGGACUGGGGUUGGGGGGCUGGGCGGGCUGGGAGGGGGCGCGAUAUUGCGUCCCGGUGUGUUUGGGAUGGAGAUGAUGAAUGAAGAGGUGGGAUUAAAAAGGCUGACACCGAUCGAUCCGAGCAAGUAAGAGGUGGAAAAUACGCGAUUUAUGAUUCGCCGAUUGAGCAACAUGACAUUGGCAAGACGACGACCAUCAUUGUAGCAUAAGUCUUUGUCAUGCAUUUCGUAAACCAUCC